Molecule: messenger RNA, 481 nt
Organism: Manis javanica (Malayan pangolin)
Lineage: Eukaryota; Metazoa; Chordata; Mammalia; Pholidota; Manidae
Source: RefSeq, a predicted model, not a curated record
AUGCACGUGCACGUGCACGACGCCUGCGUAACCGCGUACACUCAGGGCCCGCCUCCCGGGGUGCGCCCACCCCGCCCUCACUGGCCUCCCGCGGCUGCAGCGGCGGGACCCCGCCCCCCGGGGGGCGGGCUCAGGGGCUGGGCAUGCGCGGUCCCCACGGCGCUCCCGGAAGUGCCGGCCGCACGCCCCUCGGAGGAGGGCGGGCCCUCGGGGUCAGGCUGCGGCCGUAGCCAACGGGGCCUCCGCCGGCAGCCGCGGCUACACCACGGGGCGGCGGGGAGGCGCGGCGGAGGCGGCGGAGGCCGCGGGCUGUCCGGGAGCGGCGGCGGCAUGCCGAAUCGGGAGGUGCCAGUCCGUCGCUCUCCAGGACCAGGCCUCCGCCUCUGGAAGGGGCACACUGUCAUGAGGCCCUCUGGGUGUUUCAGUGACUGAUGGGCUGCGGGCUGUAUGUGAGACACAGGGGCACGACUCCCUCUCCCAG